This is a messenger RNA of Exophiala aquamarina CBS 119918, 4296 nucleotides long. RefSeq names its product Ca2+-transporting ATPase. Gene Ontology annotation, molecular function: ATP hydrolysis activity; ATP binding; P-type calcium transporter activity. The transcript has 3 exons. Lineage: Eukaryota; Fungi; Ascomycota; Eurotiomycetes; Chaetothyriales; Herpotrichiellaceae. The record is from RefSeq and is a predicted model, not a curated record. Bases 1 to 4296 code for a protein of 1431 amino acids. Gene Ontology annotation, biological process: calcium ion transmembrane transport; intracellular calcium ion homeostasis. Gene Ontology annotation, cellular component: membrane; intracellular membrane-bounded organelle.
AUGGCAUCCGCAGCCGAAGGGCAAGACCCUCCUUCCUCCCCUGCACCUGCUCCAAGCCGACAGCGAGCUCCAACAAUCAGUAUAGAUGACUCUGCUGUCCACCCUCAUAUCCAGGAACCCCCAAGUACCUCGUCUGAUAGACCAGCCCCACUCCCUCGCAUUCAGACUGCCGGGCUGGAUUCGCCUCGAUCGCUGUCCUCUCCCCUGUCCCUCUCCCCAACAGAUGUCCGAGUUUCGACUGAUACCCGAGAGUCGCGUCCCACAUCUCCACACAAUGUCUCUUCGCCUCGAAAUCAAUUCCUAGAUGGCACCGCUGCACAUAAUUUUCUUUCCGUUCCAGGCUCAAGAGCAAGGGCAACAUCUGUUGAAUCAGAUCUUUCACCGACCUCAGAAUUUGGGGGGGAUACUCAAAUCGCCUCGACAGGUAAUGAGUCUCUCCGGAAGGCUUCUUUCAGCAACAACGAUGAUGUGAUGAAUGAUGAGGAGGCAUUGCAGCCAGACCCAGGGACAGACGAGGAUUUCAAGGUCGAGAAUAACAAAUUCGCUUUCAGCCCCGGUCAGCUGAACAAAAUGAUCAACCCCAAGAAUCUGUCAGCAUUUCAUGCUCUUGGUGGCUUAGGCGGUCUGGAAAAGGGCCUACGAACAAAUCGUCAUAGCGGUCUCAGUGUUGAUGAAGUGGGUCUGGAGGGUGAGGUCAGCUUUCAGGAAGCCGUGCAAGCUGGAGCCGAAAUGAACGAGAAAUUCGGCACUGUCAAGAGAUCCCACACCUCCGGCUCAAUGGCGGAGGCUCCGAAAAUAUCUGAUGAUUCAUUUUCCGACCGAAAACGUAUCUUCAAGGACAAUCGACUUCCGGAAAAGAAAGCAAAAACAUUCUGGCAGCUCGCCUGGAUUGCGUACAAUGACAAAGUGCUGAUCUUGCUCUCUGUCGCUGCUGUGGUCUCUUUGGCAUUAGGGAUUUACCAGACCGUCAGGCCCGCUCCAUCUGAGGAGCACGAGGCCCGGGUUGAAUGGGUCGAAGGUGUCGCCAUCAUGGUUGCUAUUUUCGUCGUUACAUUUGUCGGUGCCCUGAACGAUUAUCAGAAGGAACGCCAGUUCAUUAAGUUGAACAAGAAAAAAGAAGAACGAAACGUCAAGGUCAUUCGCUCUGGCAAGUCGCAACAAAUCUCAGUGUACGAUAUCUUGGUUGGCGAUGUCAUGCAUUUAGAGCCGGGUGACCUCAUUCCAGUGGACGGUGUCUUCAUCGAGGGCCAUAACGUCAAAUGUGAUGAAUCAUCCGCCACUGGUGAGUCCGACAUUAUUCGCAAGACUGCCGCCGAUGAGGUUUUCCAUGCAAUUGAAAAUCAUCAGAAUCUCAAGAAGAUGGACCCCUUUAUUCUUUCAGGGGGUAAGGUCUCCGAAGGAGUGGGCACCUUCCUAGUCACUUCCGUUGGUGUCAAUUCGAGCUACGGGAAGACUUUGAUGUCGCUCCAAGAUGAGGGCCAAACCACUCCCCUGCAAUCAAAAUUGAACAUUUUGGCCGAGUAUAUUGCGAAGCUUGGUUUGGCCGCAGGCUUACUCUUGUUUGUCGUUCUCUUCAUCAAAUUUCUUGUAGAGCUUAAGGAUAUUGAGGGGGGAUCUCAGGGCAAAGGACAACGCUUCCUUCAGAUUUUCAUCGUCGCAGUUACAAUCAUCGUCGUCGCGGUUCCGGAAGGUCUGCCAUUGGCAGUAACUCUUGCUCUGGCCUUCGCUACCACCAGAAUGCUCAAGGACAACAAUCUUGUGCGCCUACUCCGAGCUUGUGAGACAAUGGGCAAUGCCACUACGGUCUGCUCGGAUAAGACGGGGACCUUGACUCAGAACAAGAUGACUGUUGUUGCUGGUACUCUCUCGACCGCCUCUAGAUUUGGUGACAAGGAAGAGGCUGUUAACUCGACUCCCACUAGCAAACACGAAGAGAAAACUCCUGGGACCGACACCAACGAUGUGUCCUCCGCUGAAUUCUACACCACCCUUUCAGCAGACACCAAAACCCUACUGAAAGACUCGAUCAUUCUCAACUCGACUGCUUUCGAGGGCGAGGAGAAUGGUGCAAGGGUGUUCAUCGGUUCCAAGACUGAGACUGCUCUACUGCAAUUUGUUGUUGACCAUCUUCCCGUUGAAUCGAUCUCGGAAGAACGAGCAAACUCGGAAAUUGUGCAGAUGGUUCCCUUCGAUUCUGGUCGCAAAUGUAUGGCAGUAGUAGUAAGACUACCGGAUGGUAAGUAUCGCAUGUUGGUAAAAGGAGCGUCUGAGAUCUUGAUAUCCAAAUGUACUCGGAUCAUCACAGAUCCUACUCUAGGAACUGUCGACACUCCUAUCACCGCGGAUCAAGUCGAGGCCCUCAAUGGCAUUGUCAGCAACUAUGCAUCACGAUCUUUGAGAACCAUUGGCCUCCUCUAUCGAGACUUUUCAGAAUGGCCCCCGCGUGGAGCUGUGUCGGCCGAUGAUAACAAGCAAGCAGAUUUUGACAAAGUCUUCAAGGACAUGAUCUUCUUUGGCGUUGUUGGUAUUCAGGAUCCGCUCCGGCCUGGCGUCACGAAAGCUGUUCACGACUGUCAGGUUGCAGGUGUCUUCGUACGAAUGGUCACAGGAGACAACAUUAUGACUGCAAAGGCCAUUGCGACUGAGUGCGGCAUCUUUACUUCGGGAGGCAUUGCAAUGGAGGGCCCGGUCUUCAGGAAACUGAGCAAGAAGCAGUUGACGCAGGUUAUCCCUCGACUUCAGGUGCUAGCCAGGUCGAGCCCAGACGAUAAAAAGCUACUGGUGGGACACCUAAAGAAGCUUGGAGAGACCGUUGCUGUGACUGGUGAUGGUACCAAUGAUGCACCUGCUCUUAAGACCGCUGAUGUUGGUUUCUCCAUGGGUAUUGCUGGUACAGAAGUGGCCAAGGAAGCAUCGGCUAUCAUUCUUAUGGACGACAACUUCGCCUCGAUUGUGAAAGCUAUUUCUUGGGGUAGAACUGUCAAUGAUGCCGUGAAGAAAUUUCUACAGUUUCAAAUUACAGUCAACAUCACUGCAGUGUUCCUAACAUUCAUCUCUGCAGUUGCUAACGAUGACGAGGCCUCUGUCCUUACUGCAGUUCAACUUCUAUGGGUCAAUCUCAUUAUGGACACUUUUGCAGCUCUAGCGUUGGCGACCGACCCUCCAACGGCAUCAAUAUUGAAACGCCGUCCCGAGCCCAAGUCAGCGCCGUUGAUUACGCUGAACAUGUGGAAAAUGAUCAUCGGCCAGUCGAUCUAUCAGCUAGUUGUGACCCUGAUACUCUACUUUGCCGGUGCAAGCAUUCUUUCGUACGAGACGGACGGUGAGCAUAAGAGACUACAGAGCACGAUUUUCAACACUUUCGUGUGGAUGCAAAUCUUCAAUCAGUACAAUUCUCGCCGAUUGGACAACAACUUCAAUAUCUUUGAAGGCAUUCUGAAGAACUGGUGGUUCAUUGGAAUUCAAUUCGUCAUCGUGGGAGGACAAUGCUUGAUCAUGUUUGUGGGUGGUGAAGCAUUCUCUAUCAAUCGCAUCAACGGCGCACAAUGGGGCUAUUCGAUCGUGCUUGGAGCGCUUUCAAUGCCUGUCGCUGUCAUUAUCAGACUGAUACCAGACGAACUAUUCGCGAAGCUCAUACCGACUGUGCCUCGACGAAAAAAGGCAGGCCCAUCGUUCUUCCUCGAAGACGAUGAAGACCGAGUGCAACAGUGGAAUCCAGCGAUCGAGGAGAUACGAGAAGAGCUCACGUUUCUCAAGAAGAUUCGCGGUGGCCGCAUGGCCGAGCUCGCGUAUAAGUUACAGCACCCUCGUGAUACUUUUAUUCCGCGUUCACGCAGUCCAUCACGUUCGCGAUCGGAUACACAACUUCCGCAAACUCCUGAAGGCGACCAAGUCGUAUCAGACACUCCCACAGCAUCGCCGUCCAGUCCGGAAAAGGCGCGACGAAGAAACCGAUCUGCGUCCAAUUCGGUAUUUGGACCGGCAGCUGCGAUGGCAGGUAUUGUGGCCGGCAGCAUAGGUGGUGGAUGGUCACCAGUAGAAAGACGGCCUGAAGAGCAGGAAACGGUCCGGUUUACACGGUCUCGGUCCCACUCUGGGGUGGAAGGAACAGCCGGUAUGGAAAUCCAUCCUGCCACUCCAGCCGCAGAUCCGGUGUUUGCCCAAAGCGUGCCCAAAGCUGGAGUGCCACCCAGCCAAGAUCCCACGCUAGCACCGCACUUUGAGCAUGCGCCUCCUCACAGUCCAUCAGUCAGAUCAAAAGGAUCACACUCGCGCCAGCCAUCCUCGGCCGCUUGA